Ichthyophthirius multifiliis is the source of this 237-nucleotide messenger RNA. RefSeq lists its product as hypothetical. The transcript has 2 exons. The record is from RefSeq and is a predicted model, not a curated record. NCBI's taxonomy places the organism in Eukaryota, Ciliophora, Oligohymenophorea, Hymenostomatida.
AUGUCAUAUAUUAUUAAAUAGAUAAAAAAUAAUACUGAAUCGGUUUCUUAAAAUGUUAAUGCUGCAAAAAAUUAAAUUGAUCAAGCAGAUAAACAAUUAAAAUAAUUUGAAGGAAAUAUUGCUAAAUUAGCUUGCACAGCUGUUGGGUGUGGUUUAGGCUUUAUUGCUGGAGGUCCUAUAGGAGCUGCAUUUGGGGGAGGAUUUACAGGAAUAUGUAUUAAAGGAUUACUUAAAUGA